AAAAGUUAAUUCAAAACGAAAACAUUAUCUUUGAAAAGUUUAACAAAAUAUUAUAUUCAUAUUCUUAAAUAAAUAUUUACUUUCAAUAAACUACAAUAUGUGGUUUUUCCUAAUAUUAUGUGUGAUAUUAUUAAUAUUUAUAAAAUAUUUAUUAAAACUUAAUAAAGAUUAUUUUAUCCUAAGUUUAUGUAAACGUAUUAAAACCAUAGAUGGCAAGCCGUUAGAAGAAAAAGUUGUUAUCAUACCGGGUCUAACAAGAUUUGGUAAUAAUUUUGAUUUAUUAACCAUGACACCAGAAAAAUUAUUUAAUUUUUGUCGUGAAAAAAAUGCUUUUUCUAAAGGUAAAAGCUAUUUAUUGCAUUUUUUAUUUUCCACUGUUUAUAGCAUAACAAAUGCUGAAGAUGCUGAGGAAGUUUUCCAAAGUACUACUAUAAUAAAGAAAAGUUAUAUUUAUGAAUUAUUAAAACCAUUUUUAGGUGAUGGUUUAUUAAUAAGUACAGAUCAAAAAUGGCAUUUUAGACGUAAAAUUUUAACACCCGCUUUUCAUUUUAAUGUUUUGCAAAGUUUUAAUGAAAUUUUCAAAGAGGAAAGUGUAAAACUUUUAAAGAAAUUGCAGAAACUGGAAAAUAAUAAAAUUGAUGUGGCCGAUAUUAUAACAGAAUUUACACUCAAUAAUAUAUGUGAAACCGCUUUAGGAGUUAAAUUAGAUGAUAUAAGCGGCAGUGAGGAAUAUCGUAAAACUAUACAUGAUAUUGAAACAACUGUUGUUCAUAGACUCUGUAAUCCUUUACUAUAUUACAAAGGAUUAUUUUAUCUAUUUGGUGAGUAUAGAAAACAAGUGGAUAGCAUAAAGAUAGCUCAUGAUUUUAGCAGUAAAAUCAUAAAGAAAAAACGACAAGAAUAUUUGGCUAAAACGAAACAGCAACAAGAAGAAAAGCAAGACAAUGAAUUGGGAGUAAAAAAACGUUAUGCCAUGUUGGAUACUCUGUUGGCGGAAGAGGCCAAAGGUUUUAUAGAUCAUCAGGGUAUAUGUGAUGAAGUAAAUACUUUUACUUUUGAGGGUUAUGAUACCACUUCUACUUGUUUGAUAUUUGCCAUUUUAAACUUAGCAUUACAUCCAGCGGUGCAGCAAAAAUGUAGAAAAGAAAUACAAGAUUUGGCUGAUUUUUCGAAUUUAACAGUUUUUGAUUUUAAUAAAUUGGAAUAUUUAGAAUGUGUUUUAAAGGAAACUUUACGUUUGUAUCCUUCGGUACCGUUUCUUGCUAGAAUUACUACCGAAGAGACACGUUUAAAUGGUUUAAUUUUACCUGCAAAUUGCCAAAUAAAUGUUCAUAUUUAUGAUAUUAUGCGAGAUCCUAAACAUUUUCCACAACCAGAUCUCUUUAAACCGGAAAGAUUUUUAGCAGAUGUUUUGGUAAAACGUCAUCCCUUUGCUUUUGUACCCUUUAGUGCUGGCUCACGGAAUUGUAUUGGUCAAAAAUUUGCCAUACUUGAAAUGAAAUCGGUUUUGGUGGCAAUUUAAAAGAAUUUUGAAAUUAUGCCCAUAACCAAAUUGGAAGAUUUAAUAUUUGAAAAUGGUUUAAUAUUAAGAACACAACAAAAAGUCUAUGUUAAAUUAAAGAAAAUUCAGAAAUGAAACAGAACAGCAACAAUUACAGUUAAUUGCAAAUACCGUUAAAAUGGAUCUAACAAUCCUAUAUAUUUACUAUUAAUUUUUUUCUUUUUUCUUUAAAAGAAAACAUUUUGUGGGAAUAUAUCUAAACUGUUCAAUAAAUGUUUAAUCACAUGGCAUUGGUUGGUUUUCUAGUUUUUCUUUGAUUACAUUUUCUUUAAAAAAAUGAAAAGAAAAAAUUAUUUUAAAAUUAUCACAUACAUGUCCAUUAGUGGCAUGUUUCAUGUUACUUCAACUCUGCCACAGAAUGUGAAAUAUUUUGGUGUGAUUUAUAACAAGAAAUCAAUUUGCUGGCAUCAAAUAAACCAAGUAAAAUUUUGUUUUGAUUGUCUUGAUUAAAAGCAAAAAAAAAAAACAUAAAAUAAACUUUAAUUUCUUUCACGUUUAGGUGGUUAGAAGAACAGCGUAAAAAAGUUUAAAUAUAAAAAUACCUUGGAGUGUUGUAAGUUUUAAAAUGAUUGAAAAAAAACACUAAACGUGAUGUAAAUUUUUAAUAUAAAAUUAAAGAUAAUUGAGAAAAAAAUACUGAACUAAUAAAUUAAAGAAGUUAUAAUAGUUAUAACUGUAAAUAACUUAACGCCAGUUAACGGGUUUCAAAAGACAGAAAAACAAAAUUCCCUUCAGAAGCAAUAGUUUAGAAUAUAAAAUAUAAUUCAGAAUGUAAUUGUUUAAAUAAAAUGAAUUAAGUUAUAUAAUCGUUUUAUUUAAUCU
Messenger RNA from Lucilia cuprina (Australian sheep blowfly), 2383 nucleotides. Its product is annotated as probable cytochrome P450 4ac1. NCBI's taxonomy places the organism in Eukaryota, Metazoa, Arthropoda, Insecta, Diptera, Calliphoridae. The record is from RefSeq and is a predicted model, not a curated record. Gene Ontology annotation, molecular function: oxidoreductase activity, acting on paired donors, with incorporation or reduction of molecular oxygen; monooxygenase activity; heme binding. The transcript has 8 exons.